AAGCCUGCCCGGUGUCAUUUAGAUUCUUUUGCGCUCGCUCCCAAUUCUCUCCAUCCUGAGUCUCUGGUGCUGAACUUCUACUUCGCGAUGGCCAGCUUCGUAAACAUAUCGCCAUCGUGUUGUUCAUUCUUGUCUCGCUGGCCUCCUAUUCGGCACCACCGUUCUGUAAGCCAACGAAGGGUCUGUUUCUUCAACAAGAUUUCUCAUCCGAGGCUGCUCGUGCUUUCCUUGAAGUGCUCUCAGAAUUCAGAAUCUGAUUCGGAAACGUCUGUUCCGAGCCCUUCGUCUUCUGGUGAUUUCACUAUCAAACUGAGCGCGGCGAUUGGAGGAAUUGGAUUUCUGGAAACUGCGUAUUUGACUUACCUCAAGCUCACAAAUUCCGAAGCAUUUUGCCCGAUUGGCGGUGGCUCCUGCUCCGACGUACUCAACAGUGAUUAUGCGCUUCUUUUCGGUGUCCCUCUUCCUUUGAUUGGAAUGGCUGCAUAUGGCUUGGUUGCAGCUAUAAGUAUACAAUUGUCUGGGGAGGACUUGCCCUUGGGAGUCAAAAAAUCUGAUGCUCAACUAGUAUUGCUUGGAUCCACUACGUCCAUGGCAGUUGCCAGUGCUUAUUUCUUGUACAUUCUGAGCACCAAAUUCUCCGGUUCAUUUUGUUCGUACUGUCUACUUUCUGCUCUGCUAUCUUUCGGCUUAUUCUUUAUCACUGUAAAGGAUCUUGGAUGGCGUGAGAUGCAAAAAGCCAUGGGUCUGCAGUUACUUGUAGCUAGCUUAGUGUUGAUCACGCUAAAUACCUCAUUCGCAAGUUCCAAGUCAAUCUCUUCAAGCUUGGCAGAAGUUGAACUCCCAUAUUAUUCACCUGAGAUUACAGUUCCAUCAAGUCCUUUCGCUUUAUCUCUAGCAAGGCAUUUGCAAUCCAUUGGAGCUAAAAUGUAUGGAGCGUUUUGGUGUUCGCAUUGUUUAGAACAGAAGGAGAUGUUUGGACGUGAGGCAGUAAAGUUGUUAGACUACGUGGAGUGCUUUCCUGAAGGUUAUAGAACAGGAACUAAAAUGACCAAGGCAUGCACAGAUGUGAAGAUUGAAGGAUUCCCCACGUGGAUUAUUAAUGGUCAGGUUGUGAGUGGAGAGCUGGAGUUACCAGAGCUUGCCCGGGUGUCCGGUUUUAAUGAACCUGUCCAACCCAGUUAAGUUUUUGUGGACUCGGCCGCAAAAUAUUAUUUAGAGCGUAUACAUAGAACAGUGGGAUGUAAACACACGUUCUCUCUUGCCGUACUUUAUCCUUGCUCAACACCGAGGGAAUUGAAGGAUUUGAAGACGCCACGCUGAUAUAAACUUGUCCUCCUCAUUUAUCUGGUUGAGUAGAGUAGAUCACAAGCGAAGGCAAAAAUUGAAAGCAAACGCUUGCCGUAAGAGUGUAAAUCCAAGGAAACCAAAGAGAUUUGAAGCAUUCAUACAUGCAUACAUAUUCAGCCCUCCCAGGUUUAGAAGUCAAACGACAAUGCUAGACCUUUUUUGACCUCGAAUCUUUAAUGGCCAACAGUGUUAGACCUAAAUAUAUCUAUAUCAAUGUGUUAUCCGUGAGUUAGUGGGGUUCGCUCCAAACAUUACUUAAAUUAAAGAGAAUUGACUUUGUUGAA
Molecule: messenger RNA, 1631 nt
Organism: Neltuma alba
Lineage: Eukaryota; Viridiplantae; Streptophyta; Magnoliopsida; Fabales; Fabaceae
Product: thiol-disulfide oxidoreductase LTO1
Exons: 6
Coding region: 88-1182 (364 amino acids)
Molecular function (GO): oxidoreductase activity
Source: RefSeq, a predicted model, not a curated record